CGCGCAUGGCCAAGCUUGGCUGCGUCAAAGAGUGGUACUUCUUUGACUGGGCUUCUUGCACACAGACGUGCUGCUCCUAGCGUCGGCACCUUGCAAGCACAGCAGUCACCUUCCAACCUCUGCGCCUCUCCUCCGCUCUUCUCGCUCGCUCGCAGAUAUUUUGCAGGACGGAGAGAGGGACCUCUGACUGUUCACCUUUCCCGAUUACACCAAUCUGAGGACUUUCCCACGUUGAGAGAUUGGCGCUUUUCCGCUUUUGCUACCAACAGAAGAGUCUAUGCUCCAGAGAAAACCUGCGGCUGGUCGCUUUUGCAGAGCCAGAGAGGGCUGCCGUGCGUCCCGGUGAUGAGGUUGGUGGCGCACAGCCGACGAAGCGUUAAAGGAAUCCCGCUGUAUCCGAAGAAACCGCCCCAGUAAGGGACAAGAACGGCGGGGACAGCUGCGGGACUGGUGUCGGUUGGGACGCUAUCAUUUCAACUGGGAUGCAUCUCUUCAGUGCCAUGUUCCUACUUGUGAUGUUAGCUGUCAUGCCCAGUGAGGCUCUGUACCCGAGCCCGGAGGAGGGCUGGCAGAUAUACAGUUCGGCACAGGACGCAGAUGGGAAGUGUAUCUGUACCGUGGUCGCACCAGCCCAGAACAUGUGUAACCGCGACCCACGCAGCAGGCAACUCCGCCAGCUCAUGGAGAAGGUUCAGAACAUUAGCCAGUCUAUGGAGGUGCUGGACCUGAGGACGUACAGAGAUCUACAGUAUGUGAGGAACACAGAGAGCCUAAUGAAAGUGGUGGAUGGAAAGCUGAAGGUGGCCUCGGAAAAUCCCCGCAGUCUCAAUCCAAAGGGCUUUCAGGAGUUAAAAGAUAAGGUGACUCAGCUGCUCCCCCUGCUGCCAGUGCUGGAACAAUAUAAGGCAGAUGCUAAGAUGAUCCUUCGUCUUCGGGAGGAGGUGAGGAAUCUGUCCUUGGUGCUGAUGGCCAUCCAAGAAGAGAUGGGGGCCUACGACUAUGAGGAGCUACGCCAGAGAGUCCUGCUUCUGGAGACCAGACUCCACUCCUGCAUGCAGAAACUAGGUUGUGGGAAACUAACUGGUGUUAGUAAUCCAAUCACAGUGCGUGCAUCAGGGUCCAGGUUUGGCUCCUGGAUGACAGAUACCAUGAUCCCCAGCUCAGACAACAGAGUUUGGUCCAUGGAUGGUUACUUCAAGGGACGCCGUGUCCUGGAAUAUCGCACAAUGAAUGAUUUCAUGAAGGGCCAGAACUUUGUGCAGCACUUGCUGCCUCACCCCUGGGCAGGCACUGGCCAUGUGGUCUACAACGGCUCCCUGUACUACAACAAGUACCAGAGCAACAUCAUCAUUAAGUACCACUUCCGUUCUCGAAGUGUGCUGGUGCAGCGCAACCUGAAUGGGGCCGGCUAUAAUAACACCUUUCCCUACUCUUGGGGCGGAUCCUCAGACAUCGACCUCAUGGCAGAUGAGAAUGGCCUGUGGGCCGUUUACACCACCAUCCCUAAUGCUGGGAAUAUAGUCAUCAGCCGCCUGGAGCCUCAGAAUCUGGAGGUGUUGCAGACUUGGGACACAGGAUUUCCCAAGCGGAGUGCUGGAGAGUCAUUCAUGAUCUGUGGCACACUUUACGUCACCAACUCCCACCUGGCUGGUGCCAAAAUCUACUUUGCCUACUACACUAACACAUCGAGCUAUGAGUACACAGACAUCCCUUUCCACAAUCAAUACUCUCACAUCUCCAUGAUGGACUACAAUCCCAGGGAGAGGGUCCUGUACACAUGGAACAACGGACACCAGGUGCUCUACAAUGUCACACUGUUCCAGGUUAUUAAGACUUCUGGGGACUGA
This is a messenger RNA of Labrus bergylta (ballan wrasse), 1847 nucleotides long. It is a transcript of the gene olfm2a, whose product is annotated as olfactomedin 2a. The record is from RefSeq and is a predicted model, not a curated record. NCBI's taxonomy places the organism in Eukaryota, Metazoa, Chordata, Actinopteri, Labriformes, Labridae. Gene Ontology annotation, biological process: signal transduction.